AUGCAAGGCUUGCCCAACGGUGAUUCUAGCUGGCUGGAACAGGAUCACGCUGACUCGAGCCUCCUCUCUGGUUCCGAGGACGAGUUGAACACCAUCGAAAGCCAGAGCCCUGUGGUCACCGACGGCAAGCGCAAACGGAACUCGCACCCGAAUCGAUAUGGCAAGCGGUUGCUGGGCGUCAACAACUUGAACACCUCUUCGUCAUCGGAAGCGGCCGAUCAAGACCGUCCUCCGGCGCGUUGCACGUUCCGCUCCACGGCCAGCUGGCUGACCGACGAGGAACCUGAAGACGUGAGCAUGAAAGAUGCCGAUUCGCCCAUGCACACUGAGGAGAGCAAAAAUCCUGGGCAAGAUGCUGAUGACGCGAACAACAACGCCCUCAAUUGUCUUUUCCAAAACCUGCAGAUACCCGAGGCCGACAAACUUCGACGCAAGCCACUCCUCGCUGAUCAUUCUGUUCAAGCGGAGGUGUUCGACGAUCGUAUGGAGGAGGGUAGCCAGGAGGUGGUCGAGUCCGAGGAGAUGGUUGUUGAUUCGACGAACACCGGGCCGACAUCUUAU
Molecule: messenger RNA, 561 nt
Organism: Mesorhabditis spiculigera
Lineage: Eukaryota; Metazoa; Nematoda; Chromadorea; Rhabditida; Rhabditidae
Source: the annotation of a GenBank genome assembly